Messenger RNA from Rhagoletis zephyria (snowberry fruit fly), 384 nucleotides. Its product is annotated as RNA-directed DNA polymerase homolog. The record is from RefSeq and is a predicted model, not a curated record. NCBI's taxonomy places the organism in Eukaryota, Metazoa, Arthropoda, Insecta, Diptera, Tephritidae.
AUGAAAGACACGUAUCCAUUGCCCAUUAUUGAUGGCAUUUUGUCUCGAUUGCCAAAGGCAGAAUUCAUAACUAGUUUAGACCCUAAAGACGCAUUCUGGCAAAUACCAUUGGAAUUGUCUUCAAGAGAUAAGACUGAUUUCACGGUGCCUGGAAAACCGCUUUAUCAGUUCAAGGUUAUGCCAUUUGGGCUAUGUAACGCACCGCAAACAUUGUCACGACUUAUGGAUCGAGUAAUUCCAGCACAUCUUAAGACACAAGUUUUCGUCUACCUGGACGAUCUGUUGGUAAUUUCAGAAUCGUUCGAGAAACACAUUGUAGUUUUGCGUGAAGUUGCCAAAUGUAUUCGUUCAUCAGGACUGACCAUGAAAAAGUCUCCGCGAUAA